This is a messenger RNA of Naegleria gruberi, 1695 nucleotides long. RefSeq lists its product as uncharacterized. The record is from RefSeq and is a predicted model, not a curated record. The transcript has a single exon. Gene Ontology annotation, molecular function: misfolded protein binding; heat shock protein binding; ATP-dependent protein folding chaperone. Gene Ontology annotation, cellular component: cytoplasm. NCBI's taxonomy places the organism in Eukaryota, Heterolobosea, Eutetramitea, Acrasida, Naegleriidae. Gene Ontology annotation, biological process: protein refolding; cellular response to unfolded protein. The coding region runs from base 1 to 1695 and encodes 564 amino acids.
AUGAUUACUGACGGCAGUGAUGAAGUAGUCGAUCAAUUUUGGUUCGGUAUUGAUUUUGGAAAUUCCUUCAUCAAAGUUUCAGCCAAUGCUCCCGAAUGUCCAUUCGAUUCCAUUUCCGAAGAGAAAAUUAUUAAAUUGUCAAAUCAUUUCAAUUCCAGUAUCGUUUGUAUGAUGGAAUCGAACCUGACACGAUUUGAAUUAAUUGGCUAUGAUGAUAAAGCAGAUAAUGAAUUUAUUGAUUUUACAAUUAUUAAUAUUAAAAGAUUAAUUGAUAAUCUAUCGGAUGAAAAUCAAAUGAAUGAAAUUGAGAUAUUGGGAGUGGUACAGACUGAUAAUGAUGAUGAUAAGAGGUUUAUUACUCAAAUAGUAAUGGAGAAUGUGAAAUUGAGAUCGAGGGAUGAUUUGGAGAACUUGAACAAAUUAGCUCUGAUUAGGAUUAUGGAUAGAAAAACAAAUUCCUCAAUUGAAAUUCCACUUUUUACUGUUUUGUUAAAAUUGUUUGAAAAAUUGAGAAGGAAAAUAGUUCAAAACAAUGAUUCAAAACUACUUUUAUGUAAUAUUGCUACAAUUCCAGUAUUUUACAAUGAUUUACAAAAUAAUUUUGUUAAGGUUGCAUUUGAAAUGGCUGGAUUUAAGGUGGAAAGAACCAUUCGUGAAACGGUUGCUGCAGCAAGAGCAUACGAUUUUGAAAGCAAAACAGAAAGAGACAUGUUGGUUCUCGAUUGUGGAGCUACCAAGACUAUGCUCUCACUAUAUCAUGUAGAUGAAGGAGUUUAUGAACUAUUGGAAUUUAUUUCAGAUAGCAGUGUUUCAGGAAAUUCGAUAGAUGAAGCACUGGUUGACUAUUGUGAAUUGGAGUUUAAAAAGAAAACAAAAAAGAUACUUGACAAUCAGAACGCACGAAAAAGACUUCGUGAGGCAUGUAAGAUGGCUAAAGAGAAAUUAAAUAGUGAUAGCACACCUCUCAAUGUUUCAAUACAUGUUGAUUCAUUGAUGGAUGGAGUUGAUUUCUCUAUAAUACUAAGCAAACCAAAGUUUGAGCAAAUCAUUACACCAACAUUGUCAAAGAUAGCAUCCUUAUUGAAUUCCUUUUUAGAAUCUAGAACCAUCCAUUCUAUUAAUGAUUUGAUAUUAUGUGGGGCAAGCAGCCAAAUCUCAAAAUUUACAUCAGUAAUUAGAGAAUUUUUCAAAUCCAAUCAGCAGUUCGUGGUUCACGAUAGCAUUCCUCCAAAAACUAUCAAUGCAAGAGGUGCUGCUUCAUUCUGUGAACUAUUCAGAGUUGAACAAAGUUAUUGGGUUAAUGCAGUAUUAUCACUUAGUAUUGGGAUUGAACAUGAGAGGAAAAUGUUUAUUUUAGCAGAUAGAAAUACCUAUCUCCCAUUCCAAAAAUCAUUCAUUAUCGAAAAGAAGGUCAACCCUGCCACCAAUCAAUACCACUUUAAACUUUAUAUGGGUGAAAGAGCUAUACCGAGUAAUAAUUUAUUUAUGGGAGAGGUUUGCAUUCCUAAUAGUCAAUGUGAUAAUACCAAUAUCAAACAAUUCAAAUUAGAUGUAAUCAUAUCAGAAAAUGAAAUUCUCUUCCUCUCCAUUCAUGAUAACUUACAAGAGUAUCAUUUCCAAGCAGAUUGGACCCAUCUCACUCGAGAAUUAGUUGAGCAGAGUAUUCAAUUAGGUCACCUGGAUAAAUCAUCAUAA